GGAAACGUGUUCUGGGCCGCUCCCGGAAGGGCGCCUUGGAGGUGGACACGUUCCCUCGGAAGGCUCCGGAGCGCUGCAGAAAUGGACUUCGAAGCAAUUACAAAAUACUCGAAACUGCAUGCCAAACCUCUGGGACUUUCCCUCCACUAUGGAACAGCUGGAUUCCGUAGCAAGGCAGAAAACCUCAACCACAUAAUGUUUCGUAUGGGAUUGCUUGCUGUCCUGAGGUCCAAGAAGACCAAAUCCACUAUUGGUGUGAUGGUUACAGCCUCUCACAAUCCUGAAGAAGACAAUGGGGUGAAGCUGAUUGAUCCUUCAGGUGAAAUGUUGGCCCCUGCCUGGGAAGAACAUGCUACGUUCUUGGCCAACGCAGAAGAGCCCCAGUUAUACUGUGUCCUGACUGACAUCUGCCAGAGAGAGGCAGUGGACCUUCAGAGCGAGGCCUUCAUUGUGAUUGGUAGAGACACCCGGCCAAGUGGCAAGGAGCUUUCCCAAUCAGUAAUCGAUGGUAUAUCUGUCCUUGGAGGUCAAUAUCAGGACUAUGGCUUAGUAACAACCCCACAGUUACACUACAUGGUCCGUUGUCACAACACUCAUGGCAGCUAUGGAACACCAACAGUGGAGGGCUAUUAUCAAAAGCUCUCCAAGGCUUUUCUGGAGCUUUCAAUGCAGGCUGCCCCCCAGAGAGAUGGCCGAGGGGCCCUGAAGAUCGAUUGUGCGAAUGGCAUAGGAGCCCUAAAACUCAAGGAAAUGGAACAGUACCUUUCAGAGAGCUUUGUAAUGUGCUUGGCCAAUGAUGGAAUGAAAGGGAAACUCAAUCACAUGUGUGGGGCUGAUUUUGUCAAAGUUCACCAGAAGCCUCCUGUGGGACUAGAAAUGAACCCUGGUGAGAAGUGCUGCUCGCUGGAUGGUGAUGCUGACCGAAUUGUUUACUAUUAUAUAGAUGCUCCUGGCCAUUUCCAUCUUCUAGAUGGAGAUAAAAUAGCAACUCUAAUCAGCACUUUUCUUAAGGAACUUCUAAUAAAGGCUGGGCAAACCUUAUCUUUUGCAGUAAUACAGACAGCAUAUGCCAAUGGGAGCUCUACUGGUUAUCUGGAACAAACCAUGAAGGUGCCUGUCCACUGUGCCAAAACAGGAGUGAAGCAUUUGCAUCACAAGGCCCAGGAAUUUGACAUUGGAAUUUAUUUUGAAGCAAACGGUCAUGGCACAGUAUUGUUUAGUAAAGCUGCAGAAGAUAAGAUAAGGUAUCAGGCAAAAGAAGAAAAAGACAUCCGAAAAAGAGAAGCUGCAAAAAUGCUUGAAAACACAAUUGAUCUGAUCAAUCAGACGGUUGGUGAUGCUCUCUCUGACAUGCUAGUGAUUGAAGCCAUCUUGGCAUUGAAGAACUUCACAAUUGCACAGUGGGAUGCUUUGUACAUGGAUCUUCCAAACCGACAGCUCAAAGUGAAGGUUACUGAUAGGCGAGUCAUCACCACAACAGAUGCUGAAAGACGAGCAAUUACACCCCCAGGGCUGCAAGAAGAAAUUGACCAGCUCACUCAGAAGUUUAAAUUGGCUCGAGCAUUUGUCCGUCCAUCUGGAACAGAAGAUAUCGUCAGAGUCUAUGCUGAGGCUGACUCCCAGGAGGAUGCGGAUAAACUUGCCCAUGAAGUCAGCUUGGCUGUCUACCAUUUAGCUGGCGGAUUUGAAGAACCACCCAAGGCUGUUUGAUGAAGUGUCACGCUUGG
This is a messenger RNA of Python bivittatus (Burmese python), 1727 nucleotides long. RefSeq names its product phosphoglucomutase 3 (gene PGM3). Gene Ontology annotation, biological process: carbohydrate metabolic process; UDP-N-acetylglucosamine biosynthetic process; hemopoiesis. The record is from RefSeq and is a predicted model, not a curated record. Lineage: Eukaryota; Metazoa; Chordata; Lepidosauria; Squamata; Pythonidae. Gene Ontology annotation, molecular function: magnesium ion binding; phosphoacetylglucosamine mutase activity.